Messenger RNA from Chroicocephalus ridibundus (black-headed gull), 4909 nucleotides. It is a transcript of the gene TAPBPL, whose product is annotated as TAP binding protein like. The coding region runs from base 70 to 1500 and encodes 476 amino acids. Gene Ontology annotation, molecular function: MHC class I protein complex binding; TAP complex binding. Lineage: Eukaryota; Metazoa; Chordata; Aves; Charadriiformes; Laridae. The record is from RefSeq and is a predicted model, not a curated record. The transcript has 7 exons. Gene Ontology annotation, biological process: peptide antigen assembly with MHC class I protein complex. Gene Ontology annotation, cellular component: MHC class I peptide loading complex.
UGAAACGCAGCGCGUCCGCCGCGGCCGGUCCCGCUUUUGGAUCCCGUGCAGGAGGGUUGCGGGGCUCGGAUGGAAGGAGGAUUCCUGCGGGGCGGGAUGGCCGGGCGGCUGGUGCUGUGCGGGGCCCUGGUGCUGUGCGGGGCCCCGCUGGCCCCGGCGGCGGGGCCGGCGGAAAGUCCCACAGCAGCGCCUCCGCUCCGCAGGGUGGACGUGGCCCUGGGCUGCUCCUACGUGGGGGCAGAUGCAAGAGGCUUGCUGCGCGCCCCGGGUGGCUCGUCCUCCCAGCAUCCGGCUACCCUCCUGCUGAGGGGGAUCAGCGUCAGAGACGAGGGGAACUUGGAUGAUGUAACUGAGUACAAAGUCCCCCAGGAAAAUCCUGACUCUUCUUCUCCCAUUAUCUUUGAAGUCUCCGACGAGUUGGUACCCAUCCCACAUGCAGAGUCCCUGCUGCACGCAGACUGUGAAGGGGAGGAGGUGACCUGUGAGAUCUCCCCGUACAGCUCCCAGUGGGCUGGCAAGGGGCCCUGCCGUACCUCCUGGUUCGUGGCCAACCUGCAGCUCUCCAGUGGGAUCAGUAUCGUCCUGGUGCUCAGAGGACCCCACUGCGGCAGCCAGGAGGAGAAGCAGGAGCACGAAGCAACACUGCACCCAAAGCUGAGGAUUCCUAUGAGCAAGGAGGGGACGCUGCUGACCACAGUUGAAUUUCAAUCCUCAUCACGCAACACUUCCCUGCGCACACAUCUUGGCAGCUCAGUCACCCUCGACUGCCAUUUUGCAUUGGCUCCCAGCUCCUCACUCUCCUCCCUGGAGUGGAAGAGGCAGUACCAAGGCAGCGGCCGCAGCCUUUUCCGGUACCAGGUGGGGAGCACAGGCCCAGAAGCGCAGCCAAAAGUCCACGUGGAUGUGGCGGAGCUGUUGGGGAGUGGAGAUGCAUCACUCAGCCUGGAAGGAGUGAGCGUGGCAGACGAAGGGACAUACAUCUGUUUGGUGUCCACCCCACUGCACCAGACUCAGCACAUCAUCCAGCUGCAUGUGGUUGCGCCUCCAAGAGUUCGUGUCGUUCCAUCAGUGGUGUCAUUCGAGAGAGGUGUGACGACUACUCUCACCUGCAGCAUUGCUGGCUAUUACCCCCUGGACGUCUCAGUGAGCUGGACACAGAAGACUCCUCAAGAUGACAUGGAAAUCCCUCUCUCAAAUGCACGUUUCUCCAGCCACCGUCAAAGCCGAGAUGGCACCUAUAGCAUCACCUCCUACCUCAGCAUCAGCUCAGCCACGGCGCGGGCACCAGCCACCUACAGCUGCCAUGUUUCACACGUAACCCUGUCAGAGCCCAUCUCUGUGAGCGCCCAUCUUAAGGCACCAGGUUCAGAGCAAACGGGAUCAGAAGGACUGGUGGGGGGUUUCAUUGCUACCGUCAUUUUCAUCGUUGUCGUCUUCAAUGUGCUCAGGAGAAGAGCAGCUAAACCAAAGUCUGAGCAACUUCUAAGGGCUUCAGAAUAGAAGGAACCCUUGUGUCACCCACCUGCACUCCUUUGCCUCCUGUCUCUUGACACAUUCUGCUCAGGAGAGCCAGCCCUGCCCAAAUGUUACCAGAGACAUCAAUCAGUAUGGGAGGGGUAGGGCUGCCCUUGGUGGAGGAGCUGAGUGACCGAUCAGAGGUGGACUCACAGAACAACAUGUCUUCAUCUUGGGAGGGCCACAUCAGUAGCCUCAGCUCUUUGCUGGGAUGCUGCAUUAGAUGCAAGAUGCGUCCGUUUUUAGAAAUGCUUCUUCUCCAGUUUCAGGGAAAAUGAGGUUGUAGACAGGUGAGUGUUUGCAUGGCUGUAUAUAUGCAUGUGUAUAUACAGAUAUAUGUAUGCAUGUGUACAUGUUGUAAAUAGGUAAACAGCAUUUACACAUGUAUGUUUCUGUAGAUGUAUAUAGGUACAUUUGGUUAAUGCCUGAGGCAGGUGUUUAAUUUAUUUAUAGAAUCACAGAAUAGUUAGAGUUGGAAGAGACCUUAAAUAUGAUCCAGUUCCAACCCCCCUGCCAUGGGCAGGGACACCUCCCACUUGACCAGGCUGCUCAAAGCCCUGUCUGACCUGGCUUUUUAUGUAUAUAUGUGUUUUAACUGUAAAGCUGGGCAAAUAUGCAGGCAAAAUUGAUACCUCAAGAUGGUAAAUCCUCAAACAGAGGAAGUCAUGGGUUAAACUGAUCACAAAUCAAGCAAUCAGAAAAAUACGACUCUCCAGGAGAAAGCUACAAUAAAAAUUUUAAUAGAAAUGUCACUGCUAGAAGUUUACAAGGUGGAGAAUAUCUGUGGUUCUAUUGCUGUGAGAAAGACAGACAUGAUUAAAUGCUUACCCUGCCUAACAGGGAAUGUGAAGGUUACACUUAGAAAUCUUGUAUAUAACCAACAGGGGAAAAAAAAGCAGAAGGAAGGUGUGGAUGGAAAGGAGGUAUAUGGCACACAAUAAAAGUGAGAAUUUAUGAAGCAUACAAGGGGAUAAGGAAUGUUCAAAAUAAUCUGGAAAAACUGGAUUUCUGCAAGUGCUAACCGCACUGGGAAGGAGUUUUUUUUCAAAAUACCUUGAAACCCAAGAAACUCUAGCAACGGCCUAGGCUCUUACUGGGUAGAUACAGGUAAAACUGUUGAUAGAGAAGAUUUCUGAUGGAGGCUUUUUGAUACAGAGAAGAUAUUUGUUUGUACACAGAAAGAAGCAGAAUUGUAUUCAUACUACAUGAGGAUGGUAAACAACUUCCUAAUCUGUUUGUGAGCUGAGGAAGGUUUUAACGGUAUCUAACAAGCUUAAGUAUUUUCAGAUCAGUAGCCAAGAAAAUUUACAUCUCAGAAUCACAAAAGGUUUGGCUGAGGAGGCACCUGGCCGAAUGGAGUUAGGUAUUAGAAAGUCCUGGCAUACUAGAGAAAUCCCAAGAUCUCGGAAUAGCGUGUUGUGCCAGUGUUCACAGAGGGAAAGUGAGACAACACCAACAACUUUUAGAUGGUUCCACAGCAAUAACUGUAGGUAAGAGACUGUGAAGUUAUUACAAGUUAGCUAAAAGAGGCUUCAACAAUGAAAAUAACAUUAAUAAUUUAGUAUGUGGUUGGUUUGUUGUUUUUUUUUAAAAGUUGUGAGAAACAAACCUGACUUCAUUCUUUGAUGAAAUAAUACAUUUGGUUGAUAAAAGUACUGGUGCAGAUUUAACAAAUCAAGAAAUUUGUAAAUUCUGAAGAAACAAUAAUAGUGUAUGUGUACAUCAUAAUUUGCAUUAUCUGGAUUAAUCACUAGCUAACAGACAAAUGAUAAAAAUUCGUUGUCCAAAAAGAAGCAGCAAUCACUGCUGAAAGUGUGCGCCUCUCUGCAAGAACCGUGCUGUUUAGUAUUUGCAUCACGAAAUACACUUGUAAAAAAUAUUGUUGAUAAAAUUUGCAAUGGCAAAGCAGCUAAAGUGGAGGGAGUCCUUCAGAUCCAUACAAGUCACCUGGGCAGCUGAACACACUCAAACAAGAUAAGAUGCUCGGUAAUGCCAGCGGAGUCUCCUCAGGUACUGGACCACCGCGCUGUCGCAGUGCCGUUGAUCCACGCAUCCCUAUCAGUUGCCUGACCUCUGGGAACACGUAAGAGCCGCCAUGGGCAGAAUGCAGCUGCUGGUGGCAGUAGUUUUUACUUGUAUCAUUUCCUCUUUGUUUUUGAUGCAUUGACAGUAAAUUAGUAUUUUCAGUUCCAACAGUUGUCUUCUCUCUGUGUGGCUCCCACAUCGCCCUGUGGAGUCUGCGUGGCUCCAUGGCGGGUGAACAGGCGUGCUGAGCCCCGCACAGCAGGGGAAACCACCUGGGAUUCGGGAAGGGGAGCUCCAAGGGACCCUUGGUGUUAAUAGCCCUUGCUCCCAGAGGCUGUCACUCUGGAGAAGGACUCGCAGAAGAUUUUUGUACAACCUGCUGUAUUCAGAGACACCCCCAGAUAAUGUGCGGGUAUGUGAGAGCUGGCUCCCGUGCAACCAGGGAGGAAGCAUGAGCUGCGGAGAGCAGGAACCUCACUGGCAACCACUGGAGAGGUCACUGUCACCUGCGACUGAUAACGCCGAGUCGGAAUCCCAGCAAAGCCUGAAGCUACAACGCCCAUCGGCAGUGCAGGCACCCACGUGGCUUUUUAAUAUCUUGAAAGCUUGGAGGAGGUCCAGAGCAAAAUGACAGGACCAAUUAGGAAGGUCAGAAAAGGUACUUUGAGGCAUUACUCUGGCCUUACUAAAACAGUGUCUCUCAAUCACACCACAGAAAAUACAGAGUACUGGUGGGACCUUAACCUGCGGAGAAAGGCACAGUGAGAAUCAACAGCUGCAAGUUAUAUUUAGGCAUGUUCAGAGUAGAAUAAGACAUCAUAUACUCAACAGUGAGGGUGACUGUCCCAGCCAUCUGUGAAUAAAAAUGGCAAACUAUCUCUCAAGGUCUUCAAAUAAAGGCCAGGUUAUUUCUUUCAAGCUGUCCUUUAAUAAUAAUUUUUUAGAAAAGUUAAUGGCAUCAGUUAAAAGAGACACCGGGUAAAAUUCCAAGGUCUGCGUUACACUUGAAGUGAGAGCUGGUGGUUUGUCUGCUUUUUUGGCCCAUGAACCGACAUAAAGGAAAGAAAAAUAAUGGAGAGGGGGCAGAAAUGCAUUAGGAGUGGCCAUAUUCCUUGUAAGGAGAAAUAUACCAUGGCACUUGAUUUUAUUUGACUACCUGCUCUCUGAUGCUCCCCUCUAGAGUUGCUAUAGGGAGUCCACAAUUGCUGCGUCCCUGAAGAUCUCAAGCUGAAUUUAAACCACAAAAACAAGUAAAGCAUAUACCCUAAAGCAGAAAAAGUAAUAUUUACCGGUAAACAAAGUGACCUUGUGUUUAAAAACAGCGUUCCUUGUAUUUUCAAUAUAAAACACAGGCUAUGACACUAAGAAA